Molecule: messenger RNA, 1502 nt
Organism: Prorocentrum cordatum
Lineage: Eukaryota; Dinophyceae; Prorocentrales; Prorocentraceae
Source: the annotation of a GenBank genome assembly
CCUGGCUUCGCCUCACAUGCCCGCGUGGCGACAAACGCGCCCCCAACCAAAACCUCUGCGGUGGAGAGGCCGCCCCCCCGAGCGAGCCGCACGAGCCAGAGAGUCGCUCGGCCAGGCGCGCCCCGUGCAGCGGCGAAGAAGCCUUCGCGGCGGCCUCGGCUCAAGCCAUGAUGGCAUCCGGCGCCGGCUCCGUCCGGAGGGAUGUUUCUGCCCCGCCGGCGCCGAGAGGCGCGUGAGGAGCGAUGGCGCGCCAGUCGGGUAUAGCCAGGGCCCCGGGUCCCACUAAACCCAGUUCUGCCAACGCCUGAGCCAUGACCAGAUACCUCGAGUACAGCGAGCCGUUCAUCACGGACAAGGCCUUCUAUGAUCCGCCGCCGCCGCUCUUCCCGAAUGCGUGCUUCGGGCCUCCGGUGAGGUUUCAGAAGUACCUCACGGAGGACUUCGGCGGCGGGAGCUCCGUAUGUUUCGGGGGUCGUUGCGCUGCUGGCCAAGUGUGGCCCAACACGAUUAACACGGUCUUGUUCACGCUGCUCCCAUGCAUCUUCUACUUCGAGAAAGUAUUGCCCAGGGCGAAGCACUGCGAGAUUAUCUACGUCACCCAAUGCGCUCUAUCCGUGGCAAUCGUUGUCUCCUUUGUCCUCGCGGCCUUCCUGAACCCAGGAAUCGUUCCCAGAAGAAGGCAGAUCCCGGACGACAUUACCACCAGCGAGAACACAGGCAUGCCUAAUCACCGGUUCUUGCGGAUAAAUGGAUACACGGUGAAGCAGAAAUUCUGUUCGACGUGCAGGAUUUUUAGACCACCUCGAGCGAAGCAUUGUUCUCUGUGUGACAACUGUGUCUUGCGCUUCGACCACCAUUGCACGUGGCUGGGAAACUGCAUCGGACUGCACAACUACCGCGGCUUCGUUUGCCUUAUCUACAGCGCCACUGUGUUUUUGAUUGAGUGUCUUUACGUUGUGUUCACCAUUUGCUGCGAGAUGAAACUGCAGAGGAGCCCCGAUAUGCUUCAGGCGUUCUGGGAGGAGCCCGGGUUGUGCUGCUUUGCGGCAUACUGUUGGUUCAUGUUCGUCGCUGUGAUGGCCUUGUCUGUAUACCAUACAAAACUCUCUUUACAGAAUCGGACAACAAAUGAGGACCUCAACAACUAUGAGUACAACCCCUACGACUUCGGGAGCGCCAGAAAUUGUUGGCAGAUAUGCGUGCACCCCGAGCGAGUGCUCGCUGAGGGCAACGACCGGGUCGAGGCCAGCGACAAACCCUUUGGCAGCCACGUGUCCCACGACGAGUAGGCGUGGCGUCGGCGCCGGCACGCGAGCCGAGCGACGCCGAGAGCCGAGCGGCGCCAGGGCACCCUGUGCUGCAGACGGAGGUGGCGACAGGCUGCCUUCUGGCCUGGACGCCCACGGCUGGAGACGGUGGAGAGGACAGGGACGAGCAGUCCAGCCAAGAGCCACGGCGGCUCCGGGCCGGAGUCGGAGACAUGGGGAGCCACCAAGAAACAG